CCUUCAUACGCACGUACAGAGAAAAAGAAAAAAAGAGACAGACAGACAGACAGACAGACGGAGAAAGAGAGAGAGAGAGAGAGAGAGAGAAGAAAUUACUCUCUUUACGUUUAGUUAUAUUAUAUAUAGCUGCAUUUAAUAAACCGAUUAGUGCAAUCAUCGAUUCUGUGUGAUUUGUGACACUAAAUAUUUCUGAUUUUUUUGGUCCAACAUUGCUCAUAUAUGAAUAAGUAAACUAAUAUUACAUAAUACAUAGUUUAUGUUAUGAUAAUACCGGUUAGUUAUUUUACUCUUGAAGAUAAUUCCAAGUGAAAACAAAUAUAUAAUCGAUUGUCUUAUUUAAACUAUUAAAUUAUCGAACAUUAUGAGUAAUAGUAUGAGGACUACAAUUCUAAAAAAGAUUACAAAAUCUUUACAAAGUGAUAAUAAUAUAAACAUAUUUGAUAUUGCAUCUUAUUUGCAUUUUAAAAUGCAGAAAACAAAUGGAGUCUAUUCCUUUUUACUUCCAUUAAAAACCAAACAAUAUGAUAUGCAAACUAAGGCACAGAAUAUCAUAGAUAAUGAUCCAAAUAAUAUUUUUAAUGUCAGUAUAGAAAACAAUGCAAUAUCUUUCAACUUUUCCAGAGAGAAGUGCAUUAAAGAAAUUUUGGAAUGUAACUGUUUUACAGUAUCGGCUCCAACUUUUGUCAAUAAUAAGAAAAAUAUAAUAGUGGAGUUUAGCUCACCUAAUAUCGCAAAACCCUUUCAUCUAGGACAUUUAAGAUCCACAAUAAUAGGAAAUUAUAUUGCUAACAUCAAUAACUUUGUAGAAAAUAAUGUCAAGAAAAUAAAUUACUUAGGUGAUUGGGGUACACAAUAUGGUCUAGUUCAAUUGGGAAUUGAUAUAGCAAAUAUUAGUGAGGAUGAAAUGAAAAAGAGUCCUAUAAAAGCAUUAUACACGGCAUACGUUACUGCCAAUAAAUUGGCUGAAACAGAUUCAUCUAUAUUAGAUCGUGCAAGAGAAAUAUUUAAUGAUUUGGAAAAAGGCAUAGGUGUCACGUGUGAACAAUGGAAAGCAUUCAAACAAUAUACUAUCGAAGAAUUGAAAAAGACGUAUGGUAGAAUUGGUAUCACAUUCGAUGAGUAUCAUUGGGAAUCUAUGUAUAAUGCCAAGAAUAUGGAGAAAAUAAUUAUGUUAAUGGAGAAAAUGCAGUUAUUAGUAACAGAUGAACAAAAUAGAAAAGUUGUAAAUUUAGAAAACGGUAAAAUCGUUCCUUUAAUAAAAAGCGACGGUUCUACAUUGUAUAUAGCUAGAGAUAUUGCUGCAGCUAUUGAUAGAUUUGAAAAAAAUAAUUUUGACUGUAUGUAUUACGUAGUAGAUAAUACUCAAGCCGAACAUUUCUUAAAUUUGUUGGAUAUAUUGAAACGAAUGAAAAUGCCAUGGGUUGAAAGAUUGAAGCAUAUAAAAUUUGGUCGAUUACAUGGUAUGCGUACGAGGAAAGGAAGUAUAACGUUUCUAGAAGAUAUCUUGAACAUCACUAGAGAUAUUAUGAAACAGAAACAAUUAGAUUCACAUACCACCAAGGUUCAUCUAGAUUCAACAGAUAAUAGUUCGGAUAUAUUAGGCAUUUCUGCAAUAAUAAUUAAUGAUUUGAAGAAAAGACGACAACGGGAUUACACAAUCGAUUUAAAUGCAGCAUUUGAUUUGAAAGGGGACACUGGUGUGAAGCUGCAAUACACUCACUGCCGACUUGUUAAUUUGAAACGCAAUUGCGGCGCUGUCUUACCUUCGGAAUGCGAACCGAGCCUCUUACGAGAAGAAGUUGUCGAUGAUUUAAUCAUAUUAAUUGCCAAAUUCGAAGAGAUAGUAUUGAAGUCGUACGAAGAAAUGGAACCAUGUAUAUUAACGACAUAUCUUUUUCAUUUAAGCCACGCAAUUAAUAAGGCUUUCAAAAUAUUGAGAAUAAAAAAUGAAUCACCUGAUAUUGCUAGUCAAAGACUCUUGUUGUUUCACGUUGCUAGAAAUAUUCUUGCACAAGGUAUGAAAUUACUUGGUCUAAUGCCUCUAGAGGAAAUGUAACGCUGUGAAAAGAUGGAAGAGAUAUAUCUACAACGAAGAAAAGUAAAAAAAAUGAAUGUAAUAGGAAUGAAUAAAAAUAUAAAUAUAUUUAAUAAUGGAUGAUAGAGAGAGAGAGAGAGAGAGAGAAAUACAGAAAUAAUUUUAUCUGAUAAAAGAUCAAUUAUGAAAUUAACGUUUCAUCGAGAUUAGUGUCAGAUCAUACCGAUAUCGAAUCAUCUGAUUUACAAGGAGCAUCUUCGUUCACUUUCAUCGUAGCAAUCAGUUUCUCAAUCGUCGUUUGUAGGACGGCAUCGGAGAUCUCCUUGUUUUGCUUCAACCAGGCAGCGUGAUCAUUUAAAUUGACGUCAUCGUUCGCAGAGAUGAUAUUCU
This is a messenger RNA of Cataglyphis hispanica, 2428 nucleotides long. RefSeq names its product probable arginine--tRNA ligase, mitochondrial (gene ArgRS-m). Gene Ontology annotation, biological process: arginyl-tRNA aminoacylation; mitochondrial translation. The transcript is spliced from 7 exons. Lineage: Eukaryota; Metazoa; Arthropoda; Insecta; Hymenoptera; Formicidae. The record is from RefSeq and is a predicted model, not a curated record. Gene Ontology annotation, cellular component: mitochondrion. Gene Ontology annotation, molecular function: ATP binding; arginine-tRNA ligase activity. Bases 365 to 2059 code for a protein of 564 amino acids.